Molecule: messenger RNA, 2854 nt
Organism: Helicoverpa armigera (cotton bollworm)
Lineage: Eukaryota; Metazoa; Arthropoda; Insecta; Lepidoptera; Noctuidae
Product: scm-like with four MBT domains protein 2
Exons: 7
Coding region: 197-2794 (865 amino acids)
Biological process (GO): negative regulation of DNA-templated transcription
Cellular component (GO): nucleus
Molecular function (GO): histone binding; chromatin binding
Source: RefSeq, a predicted model, not a curated record
UUCUGUGAUAAAAAGCCCUACGAAAGAGAUAGCAAUAAACAAUGUAUUGAAUGGAUGAGACAGCUACACCGUACUUGAAAUGAGAGAAUAAAGAAUGAAUUUCUGAAAUUCGUAACAAGUUCGACCGUUCGAUUAACUUGUUUUGUGAUAAUUAUUUUAAUUUGAUGACUUCUUAUUUAUUAGUAAGUAAAGAAUUAUGGCAGACUUCGAUUGGAACAAUUAUUUGGAAGUGAAUAAAACUGUCGCUGUUCCUGAAGAAUUAUUUUCUCAUGUGGAAACCAGUCUCUACAAUGGCAUCAAACAGGGUAUGUUGCUGGAAGUGUGUCAUAAGAACAAUCCAGACAUCUACUGGAUAGCAGAGAUCACCAUGGUCUGCGGGCACCUCCUGCGGAUCAAGUUCAUUGGCGCAGACAAUGACUUCUGGUGCGACAUAUCUACAACAAAGGUGCAUCCACUCGGCUGGUGCGGGAAGUAUGAUGAGCUUAUAGAACCACCCGAUGAGAUAAAUGAGAAGUACGGAGAUACAAUUAUAGAGAUUAUGAAGAAGGCCUUAUUAGAUGGUCAGUCGGUGUCCAUUGAAGCUUUAAAUAAUAAGGGCUUGUCCCCAAUAGAUAGAAUCAAAGUUGGAAUGAAAGUGGAGGUGCAGAAUGUGAUUGAUCCUUACAGAUAUUGGAUUGCUACGGUGUGUGAGAACGUCGGCGGCCGUCUUCUAGUCCGAUACGACGGCGCUGACGAGGACCUCACGCAGUUCUGGAUAUUCUUCUCCAACCCUCGACUCAGCAGCUUUGGCUAUGUUACCAAUAAGGGUUCUCCGUGGCAGUUCAAAUAUCCCGGUAAGGUGAACAAAUUCUCGUGCAAGAACAAAUUGAGUACGCAACUGCGGCAGAGCGCUGAAGAGGCCAUCUCAGAGCCUACACCCGCUGACUUGUUUCAACCGAACCAAAACCUAGAAUCUCACAACUUCGUCAGCGGCAUGAAGGUGGAAGCUCUGAGUCCUCAAGACAUGCGCACCGUCCGCCCCGCGACCGUCACCAAAGUGUUCAACAAUUUACACUUCCUUGUGGUCGUAGACGACCACGUGGACGACUAUGAGGACUCCAAGAUGGCCUGGCUCUGCGACUCCAUGCACCCAUACAUAUAUCCCAUAGGUUGGGCGCAGAAAAAUGGCCUCACCUUCAAAAAUCCCAAAAUCUGGAAAGAGGGACCCUUCGACUGGGACGAGUACCUAACAAUGACAUCCUCAGUACCAGCGCCUGAUUACUGCUUCGGGAACAAAACGCCGCUACAAGGAAUAGAAAUCAAUAUGAAAUUAGAAGCCGUAAAUCCGCAAAAUCAUGAAGAAAUACAUGUGGCGAACGUAGAUAGUAUUGUAGAACACAUGCUGUGUGUGGAACUGUUACCGAUAGGAGAGAAGUAUUGGUAUGCUCAAGACAGUGAUUUGUUAUUCCCUGUCGGUUGGUGCGACAGCAACGAUUACGCUUUACACAUUCCUGAUACGACUGUAGAGAAGGAGCAACCGAAGCCGGUUGAAGAGAAGCCGGUCAAAGAAGACAUGAAGUGUUCAGAUGAAUGGUGCGAUAGGAUUUUCUUUAACUACAAGUGUUACGCGGGACCAUCGAUAAGUAGGAACAAAUUAUCUCAGCUGCCUAAGCACGUGGGGCCGGGGCCGCUGUCUCUGGUGCUGAAGGAGGUGCUCAACAAGAUAAUCUCGGCGUCAUACAAGCCGGCCAAGCUGUUGAAGGAUUGGGAGACUGAAGGGCCGCCCGAGGAAGGGAUGAGGCUCGAAAUGUUGAGAGCAAAACUAAAGUCCAGUACGUACCACGCGUACGUGCCGGUGGCGGUGUCAGCGACCCAGGUGUCGUCGUUCUGCCGCGGCGUCUGCGUCAAGCUGCAGGCCUGCCCGUGUCUCUUCGGCCCCGACGAGCACAGCGACCACUGCCCUAAUGACUGCCAGCGGGUUGACAAGUCCACCUUCCAUCACAACACCGAACGCCGAGGCAGACCAAAAGGCAGCGUCAACGGCAGGAGGAAAAAGAAAAAGGCCGCUCCAGAGAAGAAGGAAAAGGAGCAGCAGCCGUCGCAGGAGACGGAGAGCAACAAGGACGUGGAGUCCGUGGAGAGCGAGCACAGCGCCGGCUCCGCGCCGCCCUCCUCGCCCGGCACGCGGCCCGGCUCGCCGUGCGGCUCGCCCGACGCGCCGCGCCGGCGCCGCCACACGCACUACCCCAAGCUGGAGAUGAAGACGCGCGGCGCCAAGCUGCCCAACUUCGCCAUACAGAUGAAGGAGGCGCACUGGAACAAGAAGGACGUGCAGACCAUAUACAGCAACACGUGCGUCAAGAAGAACGCGCACGACAGCGACACCGAGAACGAAACCAACGAGAGCAGCUCCAAUUCCAGAGACGCCAAAAACAUAUCCGACGUGUCGGACUCCGAGGAACCAGAACUGAAAAAGUUGAAAUUCAACACUUACGAUCCUCUGCCGACCGAUAACAAAAUGUUUGAAAAGGAUAUGGCCAUGACCUGGAUGAAAGGAAAACUAAAGCUCUCGCCAAACCCGCUGGAUUGGUCCGUCGACGACGUGUACGCCUACCUGAGCAGCACUGACGACUGCAAACUGAUUGCAGACAAGAUGAAGCAGGAGGAGAUAGACGGACAAGCCUUCGUCAUGCUAGAUCUGCCCGUCAUCAGGGAGUUCUUGCACAUGAAGAAGGAAUUUGCGCUGCAACUUAGUAAACAUAUAGCUAUGAUGAGGUGGUAUAUAAUCAAUUUUGAAGAUUGUGGAGAGUCGUGAUUUUGUUCCUUGUUCUAUUCUUUGUCUAGUCCACAAUAAAGUAUUUGUUGAAUAAUUAAA